This is a messenger RNA of Aspergillus melleus, 1860 nucleotides long. RefSeq names its product WD40 repeat domain-containing protein (gene slp1). The transcript has a single exon. The record is from RefSeq and is a predicted model, not a curated record. Gene Ontology annotation, biological process: anaphase-promoting complex-dependent catabolic process; positive regulation of ubiquitin protein ligase activity; positive regulation of anaphase-promoting complex-dependent catabolic process. Gene Ontology annotation, molecular function: protein binding; ubiquitin ligase activator activity; anaphase-promoting complex binding. NCBI's taxonomy places the organism in Eukaryota, Fungi, Ascomycota, Eurotiomycetes, Eurotiales, Aspergillaceae. The coding region runs from base 1 to 1860 and encodes 619 amino acids. Gene Ontology annotation, cellular component: anaphase-promoting complex.
AUGGCCACCCCUACCGUGUCUACUCCGGUGAAAACCCACCAUGGCAUCUUUUCAAGCAAAACGGCCGGAGGCCGCAUGCCUUUGACACCAUCCCCCCGUACCCGAGCAGGAAGCAUGACGUCAAACCAUUCGUCUCCGUUUACGCCGCCUCGCCAGCCCACGGAGACUGGAAAAGAUCAUAGCCGACCUGUCUACGGCGGUAACCUUUCCUCCCUCUUCGCCAAGUCCAUGCCCAAGGCUUCCCGAACAACUUACCGCGAGUCGCCAAAGUCUAACAUUGCUCGCACCCGGAAGUCUCCCCGACACUUGGAACUGGGCGUUUCUGAUUGGUCUUUGACCGGUACUGGACCAUCUUCUUCCCAGACUCCGUCCAAGGAGCGUCUGCGGAAAGAUAUCUCCACUCGGACAAGAUCCGGAAAGACUACCGUCCGCAUUGCACACAACGCCGCAGAUCGGUUCAUUCCCAACCGUACUGCAAGCGAAGGGCUAGCCACGGCAGGCACAGCCAAACCUGAAGAGAGCCACAGGCCGAAAACGAGCGGCAAUGAGGGUUCUUCCGUUCUCGCCAGCGCGGCUAGCGCGUUUGACAUUGGGGGCCGAGGAUCCGACGAAGACCUCACUGCAGCUCUUGAGAACCUCGGGUUGGAUGAGACCGAGACUUCGACAACCUCGUAUACCAGACCGGCACCGGACGCAGUUGCAUAUGAAUCAUCCCUUGCCAAUGCAUGUGGUGUGAAUCUCAACACUCGGAUUCUUGCCUUCAAGCCGCCACCCCCAGAAUCUUCCAAGCCCAUCGAUCUGAGAGCUCAGUACAACCGUCCUCUGAGACCCUCCAAAUCCCAGUCGGCUCAGUUCCGGAGACGAGUUCAGACGGCCCCUGAGCGUGUCCUGGAUGCACCUGGAUUGCUUGACGACUACUACCUGAACCUUCUGGACUGGAGCUCUGGUAACCAAGUCGCCAUCGGUUUGGAGCGCAAUGUUUACGUCUGGUCGGCCGACUCGGGGUCCGUGGACUGCUUGCUGGAGACUUCUCCCGAUACGUAUGUGAGCAGUGUCAAAUGGAGUGGUGACGGGGCCUAUGUCGGUGUUGGCCUUGGAACCGGUGAGGUUCAAAUCUGGGAUGUCGAAGAAGGCACCAAGCUCCGAAGUAUGUUUGGCCAUGACUCGCGUGUUGGUGUUAUGGGGUGGUCGAAACACACGUUGUCCACCGGUGCGCGUAGCGGCCUCGUUUUCAACCAUGACGUACGAAUUGCUCAACACAAAGUGGCUGAGCUCGUUUCGCACACUUCGGAAGUUUGCGGUCUGGAGUGGAGGCCCGAUGGCGCGCAGCUUGCUACCGGUGGCAAUGACAACCUGGUCAACAUCUGGGAUGCUCGUUCGCUCAGUGCACCCAAGUUUACCAAGACCAACCACCGCGCCGCUGUUAAAGCCCUCAGCUGGUGCCCCUGGCAACUGAACUUGCUCGCUACUGGCGGUGGUUCGUACGAUCGCCACAUCCACUUCUGGAACACGACCACCGGUGCGCGGACCAACAGCAUUGACACCGGCUCUCAAGUCACGAGCUUGCGGUGGAGCAACCAUUACCGCGAGAUCGUCAGCUCCAGCGGAUUCCCUGACAACUCUCUGAGUAUCUGGAGCUACCCAACGCUGGUGCGCAACGUCGAGAUUCCAGCGCAUGAGACUCGUGUUUUGCACAGCUGUCUGAGCCCCGACGGUCAGCUUCUGGCCACCGCCGCGGCCGACGAGAGCUUGAAGUUCUGGAAGGUCUUUGAACGCAAGGCCGGGACCAGUGCCUCGGCUUCUCGCGAAGGUGGUGUCGGCAGUAAAGCACAGAUGACCAAGUCGAUGACCAUCCGGUAG